Molecule: messenger RNA, 6769 nt
Organism: Ctenopharyngodon idella (grass carp)
Lineage: Eukaryota; Metazoa; Chordata; Actinopteri; Cypriniformes; Xenocyprididae
Product: protocadherin alpha-C2-like
Exons: 4
Coding region: 1472-4303 (943 amino acids)
Biological process (GO): homophilic cell-cell adhesion
Cellular component (GO): plasma membrane
Molecular function (GO): calcium ion binding
Source: RefSeq, a predicted model, not a curated record
CUUAUAUCUUACAGUUUGAAAAUACCAACAUACUAAACAGACUCUUGGUAGCUGUUUGGAUUAGUUUUAGUUUGUGAGUUAAUGUGUGAUUUUGCAGCAUGGAUUAGUAUGUGGAGCUGUACAUUUUCACAUAUCAUGCUAAGAGCAGUAGUAUAUGGGCAGUUGUUUGUGUUCAGGUGUACACAUGCAUACACUGAUUGUUUUCAGCUAAAUUUACUCCAGUGUUACAUUGGCCUUCCAGUUCCAUUUUAAAAGGAUAUGUCGUUAUGUUGGUAACUAGAUGUAGACAACAUGCACUUAGUCUUGUCAUUGCUGCUCCUCCCAUUUGCAAUCACAGUUAUGCAAGGGAUAAAGUGUCAGCUAAGGUGGAUAUAAUGGCAAACAAGCAUUACAUUUGCCAUGUUAUAAGUUAUUAAUAAUGAUUAUUUACACUGUUCUGAGAGGAUCUCCCUGUGUCUCGUUCUUUUCAGGUCAUGUAGUUUGUUCCAGGGAAAGUCAAAAAAAGGCUUGUUGAUGGAAAUGUGCAUUGUUGGAAGGAUGUCACAUAUUUCAAAGUCUGCAUGAAGGACUGCGGGAGUAAAUCUGAAAACAAGUCUUCUGUUUAAGUAAACAGAAAGAUAAAUGACAAUUAAAAUAGCCAGUUGUAAUGAAAGUUGUAAUCUGUAAUUUGUCCUUUGUAAACAAACCAAUAUCAAGUAUGAAGGAUUUUUUUUUUCCAGUUCAGCUUCAUGUUAGUAUGUUUACAACAAAGUUACAUCUCUGACUCUGAAUUAGUGUCCACUAGUCUUCAGUGUUAAAAUUUCAAGAAAAAAAAAACAAACAAACAAACAAACAAAAACUUAAUUUAUUGUUUAUUUGUUUUACGUAUUUUAGCAAAUAAUUUAAACGGCCUUCUGGGUAAGCUUACAAUUGAAUUCAGUGUGUGGCAAAUGGGACACAAUUUCAUUUGUAAAACGAUACCAUUGGGGGAAAAAAGCUCUAACAGUUUGUCCCACUGUUUUAAUAGUAACCUAUUCAAAGAAAAUAAUGAAUUUUAUACGUAUGGUUACUGCAUUUUGAACGCGCGCGCGCUUGAAGUUGUGCUGUGUUUUGGUGUAGCCUAAUUUAUAUAGACUUUUUAUAGACUAACAAAGCUUUUCCUGUGUCAACUUAAUUUACACUAGGUGAUAUUUUAUCUUUUGUGGUGCUGAAUGUAUUAUAGUUGUGUGGUUUCGUCACACAGAACCGCCCGUAAUCCGCGUGGUGUCACUGCAGACCGCGAAACUUUAAUCAUUUCCAUAUACCCUCUGAACUCCGCCUACUUUUUCGCUGAGUGACGUGCUGUAACCGAGCGUCACAAUCUAGAUGCGUUUCGCAGGCAUGUUUCUUUAAGUGUUAUUCUUUAUUCAGGGUGUUCAGAGUUUUGACGUUCCUCUGAUCCCCGGUCCGGUGUAGUUUUUUUUUUCAUCACGUUGUCGUCUCACGCGGAAGGAUGGCAGACAGGAAGGACUUUACGUUCCCGCAUAUUAUUUUCCUCUGGCUCGUGAUGUGUGUUUCAGUGCCUGUGUAUGGUCAGAUUGUCUACUCCGUGUCCGAGGAAGUAAAUAUCGGAACUGUCGUCGGGAAUCUGGUGAAGGACAUGAAUUUAAACGUCCAAGAUUUGGAAUCACGGGCGUUUCAGCUUGUUUUCGGUACGAAGACGAGGUAUUUCCAUGUGAAUCUAAAAUCUGGCGUCUUGUAUGUUGCUGAAAGAAUUGACCGCGAGCAGCUAUGUCCAAAUACUCCAUCCUGCUCCUUGAAUUUUGAGGCGAUAGUUAACCACCCUCUUAGUCUGAGCCGAGUGAUAGUUAAUGUUAAUGAUGUGAAUGACAAUUCUCCUACAUUUCCUGUUGAAACUCAAGUUUUGAAUAUUUCUGAAUCAGUGCAGCCAGGAGCUACAUUUUCCUUGAUCAGUGCGUUGGAUGAAGAUGUCGGACCUUUCUCUGUUAAAAGCUAUAAACUGAGUCCUAAUGAACAUUUCUCAUUAGAAGUUCACCCUGGUGGUGAACAUGGCAUGUCUGCAGAGCUCAUCCUUCGAAAAGCUUUAGACAGAGAGAGAGAACCUGUAAUUCGACUAGUCUUGACCGCUUCUGAUGGAGGGAAACCGCCAAGAUCUGGAACAUUACAAAUUAUAGUUAAUAUUUUAGAUACAAAUGAUAAUGCUCCAGUGUUUAGCAAUCCUCUUUAUAAAGUUCGUGUGACAGAGAACACACCUCGAGGAACUAAGAUAAUCAAACUCAAUGCUACUGACAUGGAUGAGGGUCCAAAUGGGGAGGUAACAUAUUUGUUUAGCAGUCAUGGUCAGGAAAAAAAUCUUGAUGUAUUUGCAAUCAGUCCUGAUUCUGGGGUGAUUGAAGUAAAAGGAAAUAUUGAUUUUGAGGACAAAGCUUUUUAUGAACUCAGAGUAGAGGCCCAUGAUAAGGGUCUUUCCCCAAUGACAGUAAAUUGUAAAGUAUUAAUCGAAGUCAUAGAUGUAAAUGAUAAUGCACCAGAAAUAGUAGUAACAUCCCUGCUGUCUUCUUUAAGGGAAGAUGCGAAAACUGGCACUGCUGUGGCUCUGGUCACAGUUUCAGACAAGGAUGGUGGAAUGAAUGGGAAAGUGAGUUGUAAGCUGCUAGGAAAUUUACCUUUCAAACUUGAGUCUUCCUACAAAAAUUAUUACUCUGUUGUUUUAGAAGGCCAGCUUGACAGAGAAAAGAUCUCCAAGUACAAUGUUACCCUCAUAGCAGUAGAUGAGGGCACCCCACCUCUCUCCAGCACUAGUGUGAUUUAUGUUGAAGUUUCAGAUGUGAAUGACAAUCCUCCACAAUUUAACAGAAAAAGCAUUAAUGUCUACAUAAAAGAAAACACGCCACCGGGAACCCUCAUUCACACAGUGUCAGCAGUUGACAGAGAUUCAAAUGAAAAUGCUGAAAUUUCUUACUCUAUUGUGGAUAACAAAGCAACAAGCAUAAAUGCUGUUAGUGUUAACUCAUUAACAGGCCAGUUGUAUAACCUACAGUCUUUCAAUUUUGAAGAACAGAAAACCUUUAGUUUCCAUGUUCAGGCCAUAGAUGCUGGUGUUCCUCCUCUGAGCAGUAAUGUGACUGUAAAUGUGUUUAUUCUGGAUGAGAAUGACAACAGUCCAGUUAUUUUACCUCCUUAUUCUGACCCUGGAUCAGUUAAUACUGAGAACAUUCCCUACUCUGCUGAAGCGGGAUACUUUGUAGCCAAGAUCAGAGCUGUUGAUGCUGACUCUGGAUAUAACGCUCUUCUGUCUUAUCAUAUGAGUGAACCCAAAGGAACUAAUCUCUUCCGCAUUGGAAGCAGCACUGGAGAAAUAAGGACUAAGAGACGAAUGAGUGACAAUGACUUAAAAACUCACCCACUUCUUAUUACAGUGUGUGAUAAUGGAGAGCCAUCACUCUCAGCCACUAUGUCCAUGGAUGUUGUGGUUGUCGAGAGUCUGGAUGACAUAAAGACAUCAUUCAGAGAAGUUCCUGUGAAAGAGGAGAGUUUUUCAGAUCUGAAUGUGUAUCUGCUCAUCGCUAUUGUCUCAGUAUCAGUCAUCUUUUUACUGAGUCUCGUGGGUUUGAUAGCAGCUAAAUGCUACAGGACAGACGGCAGUUUCAGCAGGUACAGCGCUCCAGUGAUCAGCACCCAUCCAGACGGAAGCUGGUCCUACUCCAAAUCAACGCAACAGUAUGACAUAUGUUUUAGCUCAGACACAAUGAAGAGCGACAUGGUGGUUUUUCCUUCGCCAUUUCCGCCUGCAGAGGCCGAACUGGUCAGCAUUCAUGGAGAAGAUACUUUUACACAAACCCAAACUCUUCCUACCACUGGGAAGCCCAAAGGGCCAAAUGCUGACUGGCGUUACUCUGCGUCACUGAGGGCAGGAGUGCAGAGCUCUGUUCAUAUGGAGGAGGCUUCAGCUGUGAUGCAGGGAGCACAAGGCAUGCUGGUCCAGAACUGGCCCACGGUCUCCAGUGCAGCAGAUGGGGAGGGAGAGGGACAGCUGUCCCCUCCUGUUGGAGCUGGAAUCAACAGUAACAGCUGGAGCUUCCGCUACGGUGCAGGCCCCGGUUAUGGUCCUCCACAAGCCCUGAAGCCGGGAGAGAUUCCUCCUGAAGCCUUCAUCAUUCCCGGCUCCCCUGCCAUCAUCUCCAUCCGGCAGGACCCAGGUGCUGUUGAUGAUAAGGGCGAGUUCAUCACCUUUGGAAAGAAAGAGGAGUCCAAGAAGAAGAAAAAGAAGAAGAAGGAAAAGAAGGACAAGAAGGAUAAAGGGAAAGAUGAUGGCGAGGAGUAAUGAAGAAAGUCUCACUACAAUAUUACAGCGAUCAACUUAUGUUUGUAGCAAACGCUGACAGAAAGAGAAAACCAAAAAUACUGAAAAUGUAAAGAGAGAAAGAUCCUUCUAUAUACCGUAUCUACCAAUUCAAGUCCCAGACAGAACAGAGUUUGUGCUCUACGCAUGAACAUAAACAAAUUAACCCUGUAAACAUGUUUCCAUGACUCUGAUUGGCUAUUUUUCUAGUUCUGCUCUAUUGUGAAGAAAUUAAUCAGCGAUGUUCAAUAAAGCAAUCCAAGCAAACCAAGCCCACUUGCACCUUGUGAGUGACAUUUUCAACUACAUCAAGGGAAGUUCCUCUCCUCUUUUAAAGGAUCAAACAAAUUUCCAGUUAAACUGGAUUUGAACUCAUGUCAUACCAAGAGUUUUCUCUGACUCCAUCCCUGCCUUCCUCCCUCAACUUCAAACGGGAAAGAAACAUCCUCCCCUGGCCCCGUCUCAUGCCUUGAUCUGCUGGAAACAAAACUUUGUAAAAGAAAAAAAGAGACACAAAUCUAACUGUAAUUAUCAGAAGGACCAGUGUCUGAUUUUUAGAGCAGAUCUAAAGUAAACGCCUACAGAGCUGGGAAUGUAGCAGCGAAAUCCAAGACACUUGCUUCACACUCACAAAAAAAGCAUUAGAGAUCGCUAACGCUUCUGUCCUGCUCCCAAACUAAUGCAGAAAUCUCAGUAUAUUUUAUAAGAGCAAAUGAAUCUCAUCUUAUAUAGUCCAAAAUCAUGCACAGCCAAAUGAUGUGCGUACAGCUAAAGAGAUUCUUGCUCUUUAAUACACAACACACUCUAAACAGGCUCACCACACGCUGUACAGCUAAAGCCACAACAGGACUGAAGCACAACAGCCUCUCAAAAGUCUGUAAAAUAGUAGAACGGAUGCGUGUUGCUUCUUUUCAAAACACACCUACUUCCUUUGCUGCUGUUUUGAAUGUUUGAUAGACGUCAUCCCACUUCCUGCCAGCUUAAUGUCUUAGUCCAGCUUUUUGCCCUUACCUACUGCUUGUAACUUUUGCAUAUCUCAUGUUGCCAACCUCCCUUUAUCUGGUGUGCUGUGCUGGCCCCAUGUCAGUACUGCCCCCUGGUGGCUCGUAUUGUACAAUGUGACAAGAAAGAGCAGAAAAAUCAAGCCUGUGUAAAAAGCCAAUAUUAUUGUCACUCCUUCUGCUGGAAACAUAAGCACAUGUAUUGGCCCCUACAUGCACACACAAACUCAAGACACACCAGUGUUUAUGCUCUCACAGCAGUGGAACCACCAUGGACUGUGCAGUCAUGCUUAUUGUGGACAUGUUUAGCUAUGGUGUAUAGUGCUUUAUAGGGCAAGGAUAGAGGGUGAGUGGAGAUUAGACUGAGAAGACUGAGAAGUGGUGGACAUUACAGAGUUUUUCUACUGUAUAUAAUCAAUGGUGAGACAUAGCUUCAUGACAGUACCAUAGUUGUUGAUUCGAAUUUUGUAAAUAAUAGGAAUGUUUUCUUAACAUUCAGACAUCAUGCUUAAAUUUUCUGUUUUUUUUUUUUUUUUUUUUUUUUUUGAGGGAGCACAUCUCUCCUUUCUUUCCCUUCUAAGUCUGCAGAGAUACCGUUCAGUAAAGGAGAGAUGUUUGUGCUGCUAUGAGACCAUAUCAUCACACACACACACACACACACACACACACACACACACACACACACACACACACACGUCUCUUUCAGGUGUGGUUCAGUGCUGUCAGAUCACCAAGUGACUGUUUUGCAUGUUAAACGCAAUUAAAACAGAAAUUAUAUAUAGAUAUAAAUGAACAGAUAUGUUUUUCAUAAUUAUUUUUUUCUCAUUUAUGAUGGAACUGGAGAUGUGUAUCGUCUCUGCUGAAGUAUGUAGACAUAAAUCAAAUUAUUCACUCAAACAUACACAAACAUACACUGAUUACAUACAUGGAUAGAGUGUACAAAGAAGACACAGAAACGACGUCGGCUCUGUGGCGAUCAACGUUAACAUUAACAUUCUAGAUAUAUGUAAUGCUGUAGUGUUAUGGUCUAAAUCGCUUUUCUUUACAACCUUAUGAUUUUUGCAACUUGAAAGGAUCAAUCCUUCGUUUUGUGCUAGGCUUUGAAAUCAAUAACACUGUAAUGUGAACCAGUUCAUACAUCCCUAUGAUAUAAGCCUCUUCCUUCAGAAAAAGAAAAGAAAAAAAAAAAGAUACAAAAAUGUCAAAAAAAUGAUAAAAGAGAAAAUAAAAAGGGUCUAUGUAUUCUGCUUGUGUGUAGUAAUUAUAUAUAAACUCAUCCAGUGCCUAGGUGGCACUAUGCUUUUGACUUUGACGGUGCAAAUCUGUUGGACAAAAUUUUUGUACACCUGCUCAUCAGUGUAAUGGUGUUUAUUAUUUUAUAUUACUUUAUGAAAUCUGGUAAUGUGUUUUGUUUAUAAAUCACAAAUAAAGUUUUCUUUCAUAAGUA